GUUGCCGUUCCUCACAGUGUUUGAUGCGACGAUGCAAUCUUCGGUGACCAGUUCACUGUAGUCAUUCCUACAAGCUACUCUCCAACACAACUUUUAGUACCUGCUGCGCCUCCAGCCCGCUCACUUAUCCAGAGACCAAACAAGAGACAUUUUCCUUCAGUUUCAGUCUCAUUUUUCCCGUAAAACCAGGCCAGGCUAGACCUGUCGCGCAACAUCCCCGCCACCUCUCGUGGAUUUGUUUUUCCCCCGCAGCCAAAAUAGUCUGGUGCUCGAAGGGACUUUGGCGGAUUGUUGGCCGAACAUGACGAGAAGAUGUCGAAGAAGGCGUGAACCGACUGAUAACGAGGAUUAGCUCUGCAUUUAACAGAUGUGCAGUGAGGUGCCCUGGUUGCAGAUUCAACCUGCUCGGUCAUCGAGCUGGGGGGCUGGGGGGGGGGGCGGCAUUUGGGAGAAGUCGUGUGGAGCACAGAGAGCUUAUUAGAGCCGAGAAUACAACAAGGUCCAGCCACGCACCCCCUGUGCUGACAGAGGACUGAGGUGGGAGGAGAGCCGCGGCACCGUGCUUCGUUUCUGACAGUGGUUUUUACGCCUGGACUUUCAGCACACUGCGAAGUUGGCCAACACGGAGAAGUUUCCAGUCCGCCACCAGUAACACUUGCUGUUUGCGGAAGCGUAUCACACUGGGCUCUAUGUUCACAAUCGGCUGGUAACUGCACCUAGCUUGAGUGUGUUAAUCUACUGCAGUGUUUUGUCCACAGCGCGAGGCUCUCUGAACUGAAGUCCACUUUAAAUGCGGACUGGUUUGCGGUCGCAACACCGCUAUGGAGCUGACAUACUGGAGCAUCGUCCAUCUGGGGUGCAUCUUCCUGAGCUGGGCUCGUCUGGCUUCCACAGAGGAAGAGGUCUUGAUGAACACUAAGACAGAGACUUCUGAUCUCAAAUGGACUAUCUUCUCGCGUGCCAAACCCGAGUGGGAGGAAGUAAGCGGCUUAGAUGAGGAGAACAACAGCGUGAGGACCUAUGAGAUCUGUCAGACCGACAGCUCAUCCAGCCACUGGCUGCGCAGUGGCUUCAUCCAGCGUCGAGGAGCAUCUCAGGUUUACGUUGAACUGCGGUUCACCAUGAUGGAGUGUUCUUCCAGGAGCACCCACCAUCGCAGCUGUAAGGAGACCUUUAACCUCUACUACUACCAGGCAGACUCCAACGAGGCCACGGCCACUUACCCACCCUGGAUGGAGAACCCAUACACCAAGGUGGACACAGUGGCCGCAGAUUUUCUACUGAGGAAGGGUGGAGAGCGGAAAUUUAAUGUGAAGACCUUAAGACUCGGCCCUCUAUCUAAAAGAGGCUUCUACUUGGCUUUUCAGGCUCAGGGCGCCUGCAUGGCCCUGCUGUCUGUCAGGGUGUUCUUCAAAAAGUGUCCAACCCUGGUCAGUGCUCUCUCCUCCUUCCCUGAGACCGUUCCCCGUACUCUAGUGCAAGAGGCACAGGGUGCGUGUGUAGAGCACGCCGCCCAGCAGGGGCCCCGACCUCGGCCCCCUAAGCUCUUCUGCGGGGAAGAUGGCCAGUGGGUGGGCCAGCCAACAACCUCCUGCGCCUGCCUACCAGGAUUUGAGCCCGCUGAGGGACACACACGAUGCACAGCCUGUCCUAUGGGUCAGUUCAAGUCCGGCACAGAGGGACAGUGCAGAGGCUGUCCAGGAUUGAGCCACACCACCAUCAGAGGGGCGUCAGUGUGCGCAUGUCGCUCUGGAUACCUGCGUGCGGAAUCUGACACUCCCGACACCCCGUGCACUAAACCUCCGUCGGCCCCACGUAGCAUCAUCACCAAGAUCAACGACGCCACGCUCAGUCUGGAGUGGAACGAGCCGCUGGACAACGGCGGCAGAACAGACCUGAGCUACACUGUAAGCUGCUCUGUGUGUAGGUCGCCCAAGGGAUCGUGCCUCCCCUGCGGAGACAGUGUCAGCUACCGGCCAGCACAACAUGGCCUGCUAGGUCGCAGGGUGGAGGUGUGGGGCCUGCUACCGCACACCACGUACACUUUCACUAUCCAGGCACUCAACGGAGUCUCUCAGCUCGGCGGCAAGGACCCUGCCAGUGAAAGUGUCAACAUCACCACAAGCCAUGAUGUGCCAUCACUGGUGUCUGUGAUUCAGAAGAGUGACUCCACAGAGAGCAGUCUGACUCUGCAUUGGUCAGUCCCAGCUCAGCAACACUACACCAUCCUGCAGUAUCAGCUACGCUACUGUGAGAAGGAGCGACAAAGUGAGGAUCAGUGCCACUACACAGAGAGCAACAGAAACCAGGUUGUGCUGACAGACCUCCGCAGGGCCACUCAGUACGAAGUGCAGGUUCGCGCGCGCACCAUCGCCGGUUAUGGCAGCUUCAGUCCUGCAGCUAUCUUCCACACCCUGCCUGAUGGACAUGGCUCUGCCUCCCAGUUCUUGGUACCUGGCAUCCUUAUCGCUGUUGGGAUGCUGCUGCUUGUCACUUUCGUCUUUGUGGUCGCUUACUGCAUACGCAAACACAACCGAAUGAAGGAUCCAGAACUGAAUGACAAAAACAACCAGUACCUUGUUGGCCAAGGGGUCAAGGUUUACAUCGACCCCUUCACCUAUGAGGACCCUAAUGAGGCAGUGCGAGAAUUUGCCAAGGAAAUCGAUGUUUCCUUUGUCAAGAUUGAGGAGGUUAUCGGCGCUGGAGAGUUUGGGGAGGUGUGUCGAGGACGGCUGAGGAUCCCAGGGAAAAAAGAGAACUAUGUAGCAAUAAAGACACUAAAGGGAGGCUACACGGAGAAGCAGAGACGGGACUUCCUGUCUGAGGCGUCCAUCAUGGGCCAGUUCCAGCACCCGAACAUCAUCCACCUGGAGGGGAUCAUCACGGCCAGCUGUCCAGUCAUGAUCCUCACAGAGUUUAUGGAGAACGGAGCUCUGGACUCUUUUCUGCGGCUGAACGACAGCCAGUUCACGCCCAUCCAGCUGGUGGGUAUGCUGCGCGGCAUUGCCUCCGGCAUGAAGUACCUGGCAGAGAUGAGCUACGUCCACCGAGACCUUGCUGCCCGCAACAUCCUAAUCAACAGCAACCUGGUGUGCAAGGUGUCUGACUUUGGCUUGUCACGCUUCUUGCAGGAGAACUCGUCUGACCCAACCUACACCAGCUCUCUGGGAGGUAAGAUCCCAAUCCGCUGGACAGCACCAGAGGCGAUAGCCUUCAGAAAGUUUACCUCAGCCUCAGAUGUCUGGAGCUAUGGCAUUGUCAUGUGGGAGGUGAUGUCUUUUGGAGAGAGGCCGUACUGGGACAUGAGCAACCAGGAUGUAAUCAAUGCUAUAGAGCAGGACUACCGGCUGCCCCCGCCCCCUGACUGCCCCACCCACCUGCACCAGCUGAUGUUGGACUGCUGGCAGAAGGACCGCUCGGCGCGUCCUCGCUUCACGGACCUCGUCAGCGCUCUGGACAAGCUGAUCCGCAAUCCUGCGUCGCUGAAAAUAGUAGCUCAGGAAGGAGCAGGGCCGUCCUACCCCCUGUUGGACCAGCGUCCACCUUUAGCCCUCUCGGCGUGUGCUACAGUGGGGGAAUGGCUGAGGGCCAUCAAGAUGGAGCGCUACGAAGACAGCUUCCUGCAGGCUGGCUUCAACUCAGUGGACCAGCUGGCCCAGAUCACCACACAGGAUCUCCUGCACAUGGGUGUAACUUUGGCCGGGCAUCAGCGAAAAAUCCUUUCCAGCAUCCAGACUAUGAAUUUUCGGAACAAGAGCACUGCAACUAUGACCUUCUAGCUCACCUGUCUCCUAACCUGGACAUUACACCAGCACACAGGUGCCGCCAUGUACUGAGAGCUCUCUGGAUCCUCUCCUGUGACCCAAUUUUGAACACGGACUCCAAGAGAGAUUGGCAGAAUUUAUUCAUGACCAGGAAAAAAAAAAAAGAUAAAGAAUCAGUGGCAUAAAGAUGAUUUUCCCAUGAGGAUGAGAGAGUCGUCUGGAAACUGGCAUGUCCCUGUCCCCCCAGCCUGAAGGGGAUGAAGCUGACAAUGUGCAGACUGACUUUGCCUCAUUUUGACAGUUUGUGGUCAGUGUUUUAAUAUCUACCAGAGGUUAGGACCCAAUAAAUGUGCUAAACCAACAGGAGAGACAGAUCAGAGUUUACAAAGUUUCUGUAGUAUCAUGUCAUUUUGAAAACUGGCAGUUGACGGGUUGUUAAACGUCGCUUCACCAAAGGAGAUUAAAAGGAAUGCUGAUACCAAUUCAAGGAAUCAGCUUUCAUAUUGUUGUGUAAUAAUGAAUGAGAACUGCUUUCACCCUGGGUGUCUUGCGUUAUAUCCAUCUGGAUUACAUUACUAAAUAGGCACCUUUCACAUCAAGACUGAGCAAUUUAACUGUUGGAUUUUACUUGUUUGUUUCCAUUUGAUUUCAACAUUACCUCCUCUUUACUCAGGUGUGAUGUGUAAUGCAGACUUUGGAGAGGGCUGUACUUCUCCUAAUCAUGCUUCUCUCAUCUUCGUCAGUCUGGCAGAAAUCAGAAACUCAGAAAUGUGUGACGAGAGGAGAGACGCAGACACAUCAGCACUUUUGUCAUUUCAUAGUGAAUUGUAAUCUUCAGUAACUCCAUGUGUUUCCCUUUGAGGGUGGUUGGUUAUUCCCACUGCCUGUGUUUCCGCUGGCAGCUCAGUUUUAUUAUAAUUAGACUGAAUGAGAACCAAGUGGACUCACAGACCAGAGAACACUGUAGAAUUGGUUUUCUUUGUAGAAAUUUGAAAAGGAAGCAAUCUGGCCUCAAACUUGUUUUUUGUUGAUAUAACUGAUACGAUUUUUUUAUUCUGUAUCUUCCAUCUUCCAGUGCCAUUCAGUUGUCUUUGUGGACUUAAAUGCCAGUUUCGUACAGCUGAAACCUCUCAUGAGUGAUUCAAUUUUGUCUUGUUUAAAUGUACCUUAAAGGGUUACUUUGACAUUUUGAAGUUUAGUGUAUUUUUUCCUUCAUCGGGUGCUUGUUGUGUGGAUGGCACAAUGUUUCUGCUUUUGCCCAGCUAGCUGCACAAAAAUGGUUUCUUAAAAUUUAGCAUGGCAAACAAUACACAACUAACAGGCUAGCUUGUAGCCAGCAGUAUCCAUUGGUUUCUGGGUGGAAUGCUAACAACACCGUUGAACUCCUGAUUGAUUAGCAGAGCAGCCCCCCUUCACAUUAUUACGUGUGCUUGUUGAAGAAGAAGAAUGGACUGGAGUUGAAAAUGUCAAGGUAUUUCUCAAAGACUUUAUAGCUCUUGAAGGAUAAUACCAGCCUUUUUGACAUUUGGGUCAUGUAUAAUUUUCCCCAGGUGGCUCAUAGACCUGUUGUGAAUCUGGAAAAUGGAGCUUAAACAGCUACUAAAACAACUAUGUUGGAUAUAAAAUGCAUAGUAUUGCUUUCCUAAAUGGUUUUUUCUUUGUGCCAUAGUCAAAACAGUUCUUUGCGUUUUGUGUUUUGUAGUAUUUUUUAUUUUUUUAUUUAUUGUUCAGCUGACAAUUUUUUUU
Messenger RNA from Xiphias gladius (swordfish), 5510 nucleotides. RefSeq names its product eph receptor B4a (gene ephb4a). The record is from RefSeq and is a predicted model, not a curated record. Gene Ontology annotation, molecular function: transmembrane-ephrin receptor activity; protein binding; ATP binding. Gene Ontology annotation, biological process: central nervous system projection neuron axonogenesis; cell surface receptor protein tyrosine kinase signaling pathway; protein phosphorylation. Lineage: Eukaryota; Metazoa; Chordata; Actinopteri; Istiophoriformes; Xiphiidae. The coding region runs from base 822 to 3779 and encodes 985 amino acids. Gene Ontology annotation, cellular component: plasma membrane; neuron projection. The transcript has 18 exons.